AUGAUCUGCGCCUCGUAUAAUGGGCCUGGCCGAAAACUUAUUCUCGCAUUCGAUAUAGGGACAACCUUUAGUGGAAUAUCUUACAGCAUUCUCGAUCCUGGUCAAGUGCCGGAAAUAAAAGGAGUAACUAGGUUCCCGGCUGACGAACUGGGGAACGGCUCUUCAAAGAUUCCUACCGUGAUCUACUACGAUCGACAUGGCAAAGUUCGUGCUGUGGGUGCUGAAGCGUUGCGAGAAUCUGUACAAGACAUAGCUAUGAGCGAGGGAUGGGUCAAGGCGGAGUGGUUCAAGUUGCAUCUUCGCCCCUCCCCCGAAGAAUCGAUGCACGUGGGGAGCGAAUUACCCCCUCUCCCCUUAAACAAGUCUUGCAUUGAGGUCUUCGCUGACUUUCUCACAUAUUUGUUUCAAUGUGCCUUGAGAUUCAUCAAAGACGCACACGCCAACGGAGAGAAUCUGUGGUCCUCUGUCCAAAAGGAUAUCCAUUUCGUCCUCUCCCAUCCUAACGGCUGGGAAGGUUUUCAACAGUCCCAGAUGCGGAAGGCGGCAGUCCUAGCAGGGCUCAUCUCGGAUACGCCUGAUGAACAUGCGCGCAUUACAUUUGUGACGGAGGGCGAAGCAAGUCUGCACUUUGCGAUUCAAAAUGGCUUGUCCGCCCAAGAUAUCAAGGCAAGGACGGUGAUGCUAUGUAUGGGUUUACCACUGACUCUUUUGCAGGAAGGAGAUGGCGUCAUUAUAGUAGAUGCUGGCGGAGGCACUAUCGAUGUGAGCACUUACGGUAAGAGCGCCAACAAAGUGGCCUUUGAAGAAAUUGCUGCUCCGGAAUGUCAUUUCCAUGGUUCCAUAUUUGUUACUGUUCAUGCGCGGCUCUUUUUGAGUGAACACUUGGCAGAAUCACCUUUCAUCGACGAUCUCGACGACAUUGUCCGCUGCUUUGACUCCACCACGAAAUUGCGAUUCCGAAGUGAGUAUGAACCGGAAUACAUUAAAUUCGGAUCAACGAAGGAGAACGACCCCGAUCUCGGAAUCCGGUUUGGCCAACUGAAAUUGGCGGGAUCUGACAUUUGUACAUUCUUUCAGCCCUCAGUCGAGUGUAUUGUCAACGCCAUCUUAGAACAGCGGAAGUCGGCUAAGGGAAGAAUCUCGCACGUCGCCCUUGUGGGAGGUUUUGCGGCUAGCAACUGGCUAUCAAGCGAGGUUCAAAGAUCACUCGAGCCCUUUCAUCUCAACAUCUUCCGGCCCGACACUAGGGUGUACGUCUAUGUCAUCGACCACGAUAAUUCCUUUUCUUAUCUCACCAACAGUAACAAGGCAGUUUCGGAUGGUGCAGUGUCCUUCCACCUCAACAGCAUUGUUCGAAGCCGUAUUUCGAAAGUAGCUUAUGGUAUCCACUGCGAUCCAUACUAUGACGGUACAAACACAGAACACCUGAAACGCUCGUCAUCUUCGUACCAAGGACAUUCGGGCGCGUACCAGAUUCCUAAAGGCUUCAGCAACAUCUUGCCUGCCAAAACCGCAGUAUCAGACAAGACGGAAAUCCGGCGCGGCUAUAUACGCGAUUCGCAGACAAAAUAUACGGAGCUCCAUGAAGGCAUUUUGUGUUACCGAGGCGAACUUCCUCAACCUGAGUGGUUAGAUGUGGACGCUGAUAUGUACAAACCCGUGUGCGAUAUCACGGCAGACAUUUCACGUAUGAAGCAAUCUCCACUACCUAGAAUCGAUGGGACAGGCGGAAAGUAUUAUAGUGUGAACUAUGAUGUUAUUCUGUUGUUCGGAUUGACCGAGUUGCAGGCACAGGUGGCUUGGGAAGAAGAUGGUGUUGAGAAACGGUACGCUCGCUCCUUAGAUAUCAUUUCGAGAACAUCUGGGUUCUGA
Molecule: messenger RNA, 1872 nt
Organism: Laccaria bicolor S238N-H82
Lineage: Eukaryota; Fungi; Basidiomycota; Agaricomycetes; Agaricales; Hydnangiaceae
Exons: 11
Coding region: 1-1872 (623 amino acids)
Source: RefSeq, a predicted model, not a curated record